This is a messenger RNA of Striga hermonthica, 453 nucleotides long. Lineage: Eukaryota; Viridiplantae; Streptophyta; Magnoliopsida; Lamiales; Orobanchaceae. The record is from the annotation of a GenBank genome assembly.
AUGGGUGGAAUCAAGUUCAAACUGCGGGACGCUGACUGCUGUGAUUAUCUCUUGGGGUUCGUCAAAGGGAAUCCUCUUCCCUCCCACGGCUUCACCUCCAUAGCCGACCUCUACAGCCAAACGGAGCCCUGGGAGCUGUUCGAAGAUUCACAGGUAAAAGACAGCGACUGUCGUUAUUUCUUCACCGAACUCAAGAAAGUCGACGGCAAGAAGGGAAGGAGUUACCAGUGCUACUCAAGGAACGUCGGGGCCGGCGGGAAUUGGGAAUCCUCUUCCCUCCCACGGCUUCAUCUCCAUAGCCGACCUCUACGGCCAAACGGGGCCUUGGGAGUUGUUCGAAGAUUCCCAUGUAAAAGACGGCGGUUGUCGUUAUUUAUUCACCAAACUCAAGAAAGUGGGCGGCAAGAAGGGAAGGAGUUACCAAUGCUACUCGAGGAACGUCGGGGCCGGUGA